AGGAAGGGCCGGCUUGAAGGCAGCAUGAGUGCGAAGCUCUUUCUCUACGUCUUAACUGUAUGUCCUGCAUUUGACUUGAUUGAUGCUGGAUCAUUGCACAACAACAAUUCGGUACCUGUGACACACAGAACAUACAAUAAAGUCGCUGGAGUGAAAUCUAUUUCUAAGCGGCAAGUUUCUGCCUGUCGACAAUUCACACAAUAUUGGUUCAAUGGAACCUGUUGCAACUCCUGUGAACCUGGUUCUUUUGCUAAAACCAUUGGCUGUACAAAGGACAAUCCUAGGACCCUUUGUGAAAGUUGCAAAGUGGGCAAGGAGUAUAUGGAUCAUUACAAUCAUCACACCCAAUGUCUGAGGUGCAGAACUUGUGACACAGAGCAUGGUAUUUUUGCAACCGGUAUGGAAGUUGAGAGUCCUUGUAUCACCACUCAGAAUGUAAAAUGCAGGUGUAUGCCCAGCUUUUUUUGCACUUCUACUAAGCCAUGUGAUCACUGUAAUCCAUGCGAUAAAUGUGAAAAUGGCAUUGUAAAAGACUGCAGCCAAACUGAAAACACCAAAUGUAAAGGUAACUUUCAAAAUCUUUCAUUUUAUUCUAAGAGAUACCUCAAGCAGUGUAAGAGCUGGAUUUGGACCUAUAGGAGGUCCAGUUCAUACAAUUGUUCUACUAAAACCGAUAAUUCACUACUAUCCUGGUUAAUUCCAACCAUUGUUCUCAUCGUGAUGCUGCUGAUCAUUGUGGUGGUUGUAAUAUGUUUUAGAAAAAAACAGAAGAAUACAGAGAACCAAACUGGAAAUAACAAUGCAGAACCGUUAAUUGAAAUGGAGCGUCUCUAUCCAGACAUUGACUUGAGCCCUUUCAUUCCUGACAUUGCACAAGAGAUGAACGUACGAGACAUCAGGUCACUUGUUCGUAAACUGGAUGUGUCAAGCAAUUGCAUAGAAGAAAUCACCUAUAAUAAUCCCCAGGAUGCCGCUGAGCAGAAAAUAAAACUGUUAGGUGCUUGGUACCAAAACCACGGGCGAAGAGGCGCUUAUCGGACUUUAAUGACCACCAUGAGAAGCAGUGGCUUCCGUGCCACUGCUGAGAAGCUUCAAGGAAUAAUAGAGGCUGGUAGGAGAUAAUCAGAAGAGUUAAUAUUGCAAGUGUUCAUGGAAGUAUUUUCUGAUGAUAACAAGAGCUAUAAUAUAGUCUCCGAUUUAUAUGUGCAGCCCUCCCUUUUCCAGCAUUUUUCAGCACACUAUACAAAAGUGUUCACUUAUUUGUUUACAUUGUCCUCCAUUGCUCUUAGGCCCACUUGGCAUUCUCUUACUUCCAGUGUUGUCAUCAUAUAGCCAGAUCAGAUUGGCUGCACAGUAGUGUAACUGUAUUGCAUUCUCUAUGUGAACCUUCUUGGCUUGAGAUCAUGAAUAGUGACUAAUUCAAGAAUGGGGAAGAAGGAAAGGGAAUCCAUGAUAUGGGGGAAAUUGUGCCAUAGCAGCAGUGAGGAAAAAAAGUGAAUAUUCAUGCAAAGAAAAAAGAAAGAAAGGAAAAAAAUGUGGGGAGAGAAAAGAAGUCAUUUUCAAUCCAAAAAUCAGAACUGGAGAACAUUCAGCAUAGUUCUGUUUCUUGUCGGUAAAAUUAUUAUUCUCUGAAUUGUCAGAAAAUAAUUGUAUUAUAGAUGUCCAUUAUGGCACAAUAGCUAGACAGCUGGACUGGGCUGAAUUGCUGCUGUGUCAUGGACCCAAGUCAUUGCCUUUCAGCCCUAUUCAGAAGUUUUACUCAUGUAUUCCAGCAACACCUGAGUAGGGAGUGGGGCUGUGCCAAGCACCAUGCUCACUGAUGUCCAUGUGUACAGCACAAAUAUCUUCAGGGAUGAUGCCUUCAUGCCUACAGCUGAAUGUGUGACAGCUUCCAUGCAAUCAGGGAGUCCAGUCACACAGGAUUCCAAAUUGCUUGGAACCCUUUGUAUGCACAAAGACCCCAUCCCUGCCGAUGUUCCCAUUGCACAUUCAAAUGCCAAUGGGAAGGCUAGUCGGUGUGCACCACAUUAGUGUCAUGGCUACUUCCCACAGCCCCACUCACACAUUGGGGGAAUGUGUUAGUAAAGUUUCCAAAUAGGGCUCCCCUGUCUAUUAAAUUGUAAUAUCCAUGCUAUAUCACAGGGUUGUUUUGAUGAAGGGAAAGACAAGGACUUUACAGGAACUAAACAUUAAAAAUGUACGGGGCUCCAGAAGCUCCGCCAUGUGAGUGUGACAGAUGACUACUGGGGAAAGCCUUUCUUGUGCUGGCAUUCUGGUUAGGAAAUACCUUUGCCAGAGUCUUCCCUGGCACGUUCCUUAUUUGCCUUUCAGCACAAGGCAAAGAUCGUUUUAUUUUCCCAAGCAUUUUAGAUCUAUGCACUUUUAAUUCGAUGGAUUUUAGACCUACUAUUAGUGAUUCUGCAGUCCUUAUUUUACAGUUUUACUUGCUGCUGCUGAAAUUGUAAUGUUGCCUUUUAUGUUAUUGAUUGUUCAAAGGUUAAUUUAUUUUAGUGUCUGCAUUCGGACAUCAUGAUGGCCAACAGUGGGGUAAUAAUCAACUCGACAGUUGUUUAUCUAGAAGGUACUCUCCACACAAUGUGAUAGUAAUCAAUCCUGGUGUAGAUUAGGAUCAAUGUUGAGUUGACUAUUAGUCCAUGCUAGUUGUCUCACUCAAUCUCUGGCCUCUCUCCCCACUUCAGUCCACUCACAGGUAUCCCAUCAGCCAUUGCUGAUGAAAAUCUCUCCUGCUAGCUGGACUAGAGCGGCUUUGACCACUUUUACCUUGUGACUCUGUGGCUGACAAAAUAACUAACGGUGGCCAAGGAAAUAACCAGCGUCGCCCUCCACACAACACUAGAACCAAUGGUGGUUCAGAUAGCCAACUCUGCACAGCAUUGGUUAUUUGCGUUGGUUAUUUCAACCAAAUAAACCACCCAUUGGUUAAAAAGCACCCACCACACAACACAAAACCCCACAGUGGGUUAAAUAAGUAACGUUGACCAUUUAACCACCCUUGGUUAUCGUGUUGUCUGAACCCAGUCCUACUGUUAUAUGCCACCCAGAGAAUUCUAUUAUUGGGCGGCAUAUGUUGUUGCAAAGGAUGUCCUUGUUCCAGGACACCGGAAUUUAUACUGAACUUUGCUUGCCUAUUUAGGAACCUGUAUCGCAGGGGUCUCCAACCUUUUUGGGCCUGUGGGCACAUUUGGGAAUUUGAAAUACUCCUGUGGGCACACCACAAAAUGCCUAAUCAGUGGAUUGCCACUUUGACAUCUACCUGCCAUGUCUGUGGAUCUUAGGCUGUGUCUCGUUCAGCAAACACUUUUGUUUUGUGUCUAUAGGACACCGCAAAGUGUCUUUAAUAAGGGAUUUUCUAAAUCAGCUAAUUGCUGGAGGUGCAAUACAGCUAAUGCUUCUUUUAAACAUAUGUUUUGUCCAUGUCCAGUCACUGCUUUCUUUUUGAGGGGAAGUUUUUACACAGAUAGAUUUUGUAAUGGAACAGUUUUUAAUAUUUAUUGAUGCAUGCGCUAUUUUAAAUUAUUUACUAGCUUCAUGGAAAUUAACAAAUAGUCAGCAUAAAUGGAUUCUCUGUACCUAACUAAAAGAUUGAUGUUACAACACUGGAAGACUAAACACUUUACAAUGCUUUCAAUGUUUGAGCAGGUGGCAUAUCUGCAACACCUUCAAAUGGAUACUUAUUUGGAUAUUUAGUCUGCUUUUGUUGAAGCCUAUGGAUAAUUGCUGGAAAGCUGUAUGUAUUUCAUACAAAUCCAUAUACACACACAUUUUUUAAAGGGGUAUUUUUUGGGGUGCCCAUGGCCACUAAGUUGGCGACCCCUUCAUGGGUGCUAUUGAAGGUUGGAGAACCCUGCUGUAUAGGGAUAAAUUCUUCUUGUUUAGAGCUUGCUAGAAAAAAAUGGCUAAAAAUUUGCUAUUUCUGGUUUCCAGAAAUGGUUUCUCAGGUAUAGAUGAACUGAAAUGAUAUUGCUUGGGGCUAGAACUUCCAUGUGUUUAUUCACUAUUAUGGGGAAGAGAAUCUUUUCCAGUUUCAUCUCUGUUAUUAAUUUGAAUAUUCAAGUUUGUUUCAAUCUUCCCACAUCCCCUCUUAUAUUCAAAAAGGUACUACUCUGUACCAUCCUUAUUUUAAACUCUCUUUUUUUGUUAUAAUUAUACCACCCACUAGAUGUCACUUUUGUCCUUAUUUUUCUUCUUUUUUAAAAAAGAUGCACUAAGCUUAUUUCUAUUUUCCUUUUUGACUUUUCCAUUAUCUCCAACUCAAAUUCCCCCCUUAAUUUCCCCCCUCCAUUUGCCCCCCUUUCCUGAAAGGUUCUGUGGAAUUAAUGGAACUCAAAUUCAUAUGUGUAGGGAGGUUAGGAAGUUUGGGGACAAGAUGGAUCAUAGCAAACUGUGGCAAGUUCUUGGUGGUAUGGGGAUACCAAGUCAUCUUGUCUGCCUCCUGAGGAAUCUGUAUAACGAACAAGUAGCAACGGUAAGAACAGAUCACGGAACUACGGACUGGUUUAAGAUUGGGAAAGGAGUACGGCAGGGUUGUAUACUCUCACCAUGCCUAUUCAACUUGUAUGCAGAACACAUCAUGCGACGU
Molecule: messenger RNA, 4600 nt
Organism: Elgaria multicarinata webbii
Lineage: Eukaryota; Metazoa; Chordata; Lepidosauria; Squamata; Anguidae
Gene: FAS
Product: Fas cell surface death receptor
Exons: 9
Coding region: 25-1122 (365 amino acids)
Biological process (GO): necroptotic signaling pathway; regulation of stress-activated MAPK cascade; extrinsic apoptotic signaling pathway in absence of ligand
Cellular component (GO): membrane raft; CD95 death-inducing signaling complex; external side of plasma membrane
Molecular function (GO): tumor necrosis factor receptor activity; protein binding
Source: RefSeq, a predicted model, not a curated record